Sinocyclocheilus anshuiensis is the source of this 4129-nucleotide messenger RNA. RefSeq names its product galactosylgalactosylxylosylprotein 3-beta-glucuronosyltransferase 1-like. Gene Ontology annotation, molecular function: galactosylgalactosylxylosylprotein 3-beta-glucuronosyltransferase activity. The transcript has 9 exons. Gene Ontology annotation, biological process: chondroitin sulfate proteoglycan biosynthetic process; carbohydrate metabolic process. The record is from RefSeq and is a predicted model, not a curated record. Lineage: Eukaryota; Metazoa; Chordata; Actinopteri; Cypriniformes; Cyprinidae. Gene Ontology annotation, cellular component: Golgi membrane. The coding region runs from base 809 to 1885 and encodes 358 amino acids.
AGAGCCACAUAAACACAUUCACAGAUGUGUCUCCAUGCGUUCUGACAGCCCGACUGAGCCAAGACCGCCACGCUGAAUGAAGACAGAGAAAUCAGGGGGAGAGACGGAGAACAACCACCAAGCAAAUUAUCACACCAUUACUGCAGGGUCUUGCCCACAUCCAUCUCUCUCGGAUUGUGAGCUUGAGUGAGAGCACGUCUGACAGGGAAGAGAAGAAAACGGGGGAGAUCUACCGGCAGAUUCGUCCCCAAUUAAGCCCAUGUUUCCAGUUUGAUCCAGAAGCCACAGUACAAACAAAUACAGGGAUGCUCUGACCAAAAACAAAUAAGAGAAGAGGAGAACGAACAAGAAAUCAAGAGAGACACACAAAGACAAAGAGUGAGAGAUGGAGGGAUUUUUUGAAUGAAUGAAGCAUGCAGCAGCAUGUGGUGGAAAUAACUGCAUCUACGUAAGCCGCAUGCUGAGGACGUGACUGCCCACGUGGUCUGGAUGCCAGCAGCUGCCUCUCACAGCCCCUGACGUCCCCUGGCAAUCUGAGAAACACAUCCUCAUCCUCCGUUUCCACACUCUCGACCCCCCCAGUCCGCAAAGGAUUAUCGAGUCUCUGGAUUACUGAAGUGUCCGCUUUGGCCGUGAGAGAAAGGGCACACUAUUACUUGAACUUUGGACCGCAGCAUGGGAUGCUCUGGGAACCAACAGCGUGGUGGAUGACCUCCAGCAUGCGGCCGUCACAGCUGGACCUCACGCUCGUGGCCAUCCGCCUGUUUGUAACUAAGGGUAAUGACCAGGCAUAGAACCAACCCUGGAGAUGCCGAAGAGAAGAGAUAUUCUUGCCAUCGUGUUGAUUGUGUUACCAUGGACCCUCCUCAUCACUGUGUGGCACCAAAGUGCAAUUGCCCCCCUGCUGGCCAUCCGAAAGGUCUGUCACCAUCUAGUAAAAGAGAUCUUAAUCAUACCAGAGCGUCUAACCAUCCACCGGCAACGGCUAGCAGAUGAUGGGACGGAGACUAGGCAUGAGACGGGCCCAGCCACGGACUCAAAGGAAUACUGCUCACAGGACAAGGACAUAGUGGAGGUGGUCCGUACAGAAUACGUCUACACAAGACCUCCUCCCUGGUCUGACGUGUUGCCCACCAUCCACGUCAUCACUCCGACAUACAGCCGCCCUGUGCAGAAGGCCGAGCUAACGCGAUUGGCUAACACCUUCCUCCAUGUUCCCAACCUGCACUGGAUUCUGGUGGAGGACUCUCAGAGGAGAACUCCUCUAGUCACGAGGCUUCUGAGGGAAAUGGGGCUGAACUACACACACCUGAAUGUGGAGACCCCACGGAACUACAAGCUGCGAGGGGACACGAGAGAUCCCAGGAUUCCACGUGGCACCAUGCAGAGGAACCUCGCUCUGAGAUGGCUACGGGAGACCUUCAACUCCAACAGCAGCCAGACAGGAAUCGUCUACUUUGCAGAUGACGAUAAUACAUACAGCUUGGAGCUGUUUGAGGAGAUGCGAUCAACUCGUAAAGUAUCAGUGUGGCCUGUAGCAUUUGUUGGAGGUUUACGAUACGAGUCUCCAAAGGUCAAUGCAGCAGGAAAAGUGUACGGGUGGAAAACAGUAUUCGACCCUCACCGGCCCUUUGCCAUCGACAUGGCAGGGUUUGCCAUCAACCUGCGGCUCAUUCUGUUUAAGCCUCAGGCCUACUUCAAGUUACGAGGGGUGAAGGGAGGCUACCAGGAAAGCAGCCUGCUCAGAGAGCUGGUCACUCUCAGUGACCUGGAACCCAAAGCGGCCAACUGCACUAAGAUUCUUGUGUGGCACACACGGACGGAAAAACCUGUACUGGUGAACGAAGGCAAGAAAGGCUUUACAGACCCAAACGUGGAGAUCUGACAUCUGCUUCAGUGUUGGGAUGCUUCCAGCAGGACCCAAAAGAGGAUACCUACUACCACAUUUUUUAACAGUUUGGAUGCUUUUUCCUGUAAACCACAACUAAACAAGCUCAACAAUAUGGACCUAUUAUUCUAAAGCACAGAUUAGUCUUUUUUAAGGCAAUAUCAUCAGUAUUUUGCAAGAACAAAACCAGAGGGCGCUAGACAGAAAGAAAAAUAUGAUGUAUAUUCAUGAGAUAACAUCUGAGAACUGAUAAAACUGCUCACUUCCAUGAUUUUAUAAACUCUGCAUUAAAAAGAGACACAAAAAAUGGUUGCAACAGUCUCAAAGGCUGACCCAAGAGCGAACGGUCAUCCAUUUUUGAACGUCGAUGUUCCUUCACGUCUAAUGCACUGAUACUUAAACAUAAAGAAGGGAAUGUCUUCUUUUUUAUUUACAUAAUGUGUAUUUUAAGUUUCUGUUUUUGUCGUUUACAUUACUGUCUUGCUAGCACAGCACUACUGAUAUUUUGCCUCAGUUCAAAUUCAGCGUCACUUUGCGGUAUUAAACCAGUUCUAUCAUAUACCAGGGCUAGCUGCUAUACUGGAUUUAGCGAUUACAACGUUGUAACACGGUUCUCAUGACUAAGACCUAAAUGAUAUGAAUAGCACUUGAAUUUGUUCCUGUGUGUCCAUUGUUCCUGUUAGGACAUGCGUUGUAAAUAUAACUUAAAGAUGAACAAUCAGAGACUUUAAAAUAAAGUGAUCUAGCAUUCAACAGAACAAGCAAUGUAACUACUGUAUUUGUACUUCAGAUUAAAGUAAGAAUCCAUAGUUUACUAUUACAUCAUCCAGAAAACUUCACACGUUCACAAUGGUCUUACCAAAGGAGAUGGAGCUGAUGGGUAGGGUUUCACAAUGUUAGCAUUCAGUAUUAAUUGGGCUAGCCACCGAGAGCAGCACAGAGCCUGCCUCAGUAAAUAUUCAGAUGUAUUUAUAUGUCAAACUGUAGCUUUGGGCUUUGCAGAGGGGAUCUGUCAUGAAGACAUGUUGCUGUACUAAUGAAGCUAAUACUGAGACACCUGGGAAUCUAGAGCGAACAAAAUGUCUGCUCGCAAAAAGCAAAGCUAAUUUCUUAUAUCAAAAGCUGUGACCAUCUGAAUAUUCAAGGCACAUCACUGACAUUGCACGUUCAAUCUUAACCUGCACUAAUAUUACGAAAAAUCUGGCCUGAUUAGCAUUAGACUAAAUGUGUGUAUCUCUUUAAGCCACCUUUUCACUGCUUACAUCAGAUUAUAGACCCAAAUUCAUUCGCAAUUGUUCGAUCCUUUGUGGAUUCCAGAGUCAUGAAAAAUUAGGGUCUCCAUUAGGACCGCAAGUGAUAGAUAGCAUUGGCUCAAAGAAUCUUUAGCGCCAGAUUACAAUUGCUACAAAAUCAUGUCAUAUUUCAUUUGAAGCAUGUUAUAUUGUCUGCUUUAGUUAGCCUACAUACUAGCAUAGCAAACAAAUUCAUUUUAUCCUUUUAUUAAAUGAUAACCGUGACCAUUUUUAAACAGCUUUGUGUCAUCCAAUAGACAAUAAAUGGGGAUAUCUGGGUGCAUGAAACAUGAGGAAAGAGUACAAAUCAUGUUCAUUUACAUAUACAAACAACAUUGUAACAAUAUAAAGCUGACUGAAAAUCACAUAAGUUGUCCUUUAACUGAUGGAAAUCUGAUUCCUCAUAACAGGCUCUGCGAUCCACAACGGACGCAGGAUUUUAGGAUCCAAUUUGAGCUUCACAUUGAAAAUUUUCAAAUAGUGCAAAAAAACAGAAUGAGAAUGUCCGACUGGCUUUGAUUUACGAAGAGCACGAAUGUAAACUAUCAAUAAUUUUACAAAAAAAACUCUCCCCUAAAUAUCUGCUGCUUCUGUAGAAUAGAUGUUAUGAAUAAAUAAACAUACUUGUUUAUGCUGUUCCUAUUCUCCAUAAUUAGUCUUUUUUCUGCAUGUUUUCAGCUAUUCAUUUACCUUAGGUUAAAUGCUUGUGCUGUCAUGCCCCUUUCCUGGAGACCAGAAACACAGUAGCUUCACAAACAAAUGCAUAGUUUAUUUCAACUGCCACUAGUGCAGACAAGUGCGUAGACAAUGAAAAGGCGGCUUUAAGCCCAACGUAUAGGUUUUUAUGCAUAUGCUAAGAUAUGCUAAAACUAAAGUAUACAUUGGGCUUAAAGGGAUAGUUCACCCAAAAACGAAAAUUUUGUCAUUUAUUACUCACCUUCAUGUCAUU